GCUCCUUGCAGAACGGAGAGCAGGCAAGCAAAGCAGCAUAUGUAACAGAGCCAAUUAGGGCGCCUCGUCUUCUUCCCGGCAGCUCCAAGCUGUAUGUAGUGUUAGCUUACUGCUACAAGCUGACCAGAACAGCUUGCUGAUCAUCAACCAUAUAUAGAGUUUGAGCUCAACCCCAAGGUCGGAAAUGGCUGCACCCUCCAGCACCCCGAGGAGCACCUCGCGAGUGAACUACUCCAACGAGAUCCACGACCUGUCCACCGUGCAGGACGGGGCGCCCAGCCUCGCGCCCAGCAUGUACUACCAGGAGAAGUCUUUGGCCGACUUCUUCCCUCCACACCUCCCCAAGAAGGUGAUAUCUGAGGUUGUGGCGACGUUCCUGCUGGUGUUUGUGACGUGCGGCGCGGCGUCCCUCUACGGGGAGGACGUGACGAGGGUGUCGCAGCUCGGGCAGUCGCUCGUCGGCGGCCUCAUCGUCACCGUCAUGAUCUACGCCACCGGACACAUCUCCGGUGCCCAUAUGAACCCCGCCGUCACCCUCUCCUUCGCCUGCUUCCGGCAUUUCCCCUGGAUUCAGGUGCCCUUCUACUGGGCGGCGCAAUUCACCGGGGCGAUGUGCGCCGCUUUCGUGCUGCGGGCGGUGCUGCACCCGAUCUCGGUGAUGGGGACGACGACGCCCACGGGGCCGCACUGGCACGCCCUUGUCAUCGAGAUCAUCGUCACCUUCAACAUGAUGUUCGUCACCUGCGCCGUCGCGACCGACUCGAGAGCGGUGGGUGAGUUGGCGGGGUUAGCAGUUGGUGCCGCGGUUUGCAUUACGUCCAUCUUCGCAGGGCCUGUGUCAGGAGGAUCGAUGAACCCGGCGAGGACUCUGGCACCGGCGGUGGCCAGCGGCGUCUACACUGGCCUCUGGAUCUACUUCCUCGGCCCCGUCAUCGGCACCCUCUCGGGAGCCUGGGUCUACACCUACAUCCGCUUCGAGGAGGCCCCCUCCAUGAACGGCCCCCAGAAGCUCUCCUCCUUCAAGCUCCGCCGCCUGCAGAGCCAGCGGUCCGCCGCCGACGACUUCGACCACGUCUGAACGGCCAGCUCUAUGCUCUAUACACUAGGCCUGUAUAAGGGACGUGCGUGCGUACGUAAGUGCGCGUGUACGCGAGCGCGGCCGGGAAGAAGACGGCCAUUAAUUUGUACGAUCGGUCGAUCAUCUACGUGUGUGUGUAUGUGUACCUUGUACAACGUAGCUCGUCCUGUUCCGAGCUUCGUGCCUGUAUGUGUACCCUGGAUACGUACGUACACAGCGUGACUACAUGUCAUGUAUACGUCUUGGUUUUUUCUAGUUUUCUCCAUGUGCCUACGUGCAUAUGUUACCUCUUUCGUCAAUUGUACUGCGUCAGAGGUUGCAUAACCGACAAUGAUGCAGCUGAGGAGCUUGCUUGUAUGUUACCCGGUAUCAGUUGAAAAGAGCUUCAUAGAUUUA
This is a messenger RNA of Lolium rigidum, 1474 nucleotides long. Its product is annotated as aquaporin NIP2-2. Gene Ontology annotation, cellular component: membrane. Gene Ontology annotation, molecular function: channel activity. NCBI's taxonomy places the organism in Eukaryota, Viridiplantae, Streptophyta, Magnoliopsida, Poales, Poaceae. The record is from RefSeq and is a predicted model, not a curated record. Gene Ontology annotation, biological process: transmembrane transport. The transcript is spliced from 5 exons. The coding region runs from base 185 to 1078 and encodes 297 amino acids.